Messenger RNA from Cornus florida, 3370 nucleotides. Its product is annotated as putative GTP diphosphokinase RSH1, chloroplastic. The transcript is spliced from 24 exons. Bases 414 to 3071 code for a protein of 885 amino acids. The record is from RefSeq and is a predicted model, not a curated record. Gene Ontology annotation, biological process: guanosine tetraphosphate metabolic process. NCBI's taxonomy places the organism in Eukaryota, Viridiplantae, Streptophyta, Magnoliopsida, Cornales, Cornaceae.
CCGCCCCUCCCUCCUUCCGUUCCUCCCCCCUCUCUCUCUCUCUCUCUCUCUGCUUUCUCUCUCUAGAUUAUCUCUUCACCAUCUUCAUUCAAUCCAUCACUCGCCUACCCUCCGCAUAUCCUCAACAUACCCUAAUUUGUCCAAAUUUUGAAGUUUCAGAAACUAACACAACGCUUCUUGAAUUAAGACGAAUGCGAAUUUUCUGAUUCUCCGCUGCAAUUGUAGUCUCUCUCUCUACAACCCCUCUAUUCCUGUGUGUAUAUAUUUACAUAUAUAUCCAUUCGGUUCGUAUUGAUGCUCUUCGAUUUCGUUUUCUUUAAUUCUUUUUGAGCUCUAUAUAUGCGUUUGCUUGUUGUUUUUCAAUUCUUGUUCGAUUCAAUGAGAUUGCUCUGUCCCGAUGCUCCCCAAUAGGAAUGGCUUCUGUUCCUUCUGUAUCAGUUCCCGUGGAAUGCGUAAACAUAUGUAAGUUGUUUAAAGGGGAUGGUAGUGGAAGAUACGACUGUAGUGUUCUCUCUUGCGCGUGGAAGGCUCCCAGGGCACUCACUGGAUUUCUUGCAAGCACUGCACAUCCGCCUCAGUGUUCGACACCGCGAAAUGGACGGAGUGGAAGAAGAAGUCGCGUCAGAUGUAGAUGUGAAGCAGUUGAUGUUGGGGGAUGGUACUGCACUGAAGCAUCUGACUUUGAACUUCCAGGAAGAAUAUUAAAAUCAAGUUUGCUUCAUGUGGCUUGUAAAAAGUGGCAGUUGUACUGUUCUUCAUCAUUCUCUUCUGAUUCCUGUUAUGAGGCUUCUCCUGAAAAGUUGUGGGAGGAUCUUAAGCCUACCAUUUCAUACCUUCCACCUAAAGAGUUGGAAUUGGUUCGUAUUGCUCUCAGUCUAGCUUUUGAGGCACAUGAUGGUCAAAAAAGACGUAGUGGAGAGCCCUUUAUCAUUCAUCCUGUGGCAGUUGCUCGAAUCCUAGGAGAGCUUGAAUUGGAUUGGGAGUCUAUUGCUGCUGGUUUAUUACAUGACACUGUUGAGGAUACAAAUGUUGUUACUUUUGAAAGAAUAGAAAAGGAAUUUGGUGCUACUGUGCGCCACAUUGUAGAAGGAGAGACCAAGGUAUCCAAAUUAGGAAAAAUCAAGUGUAAGAAUGAAAACCAUUCAACGCAAGAUGUGAAAGCAGAUGAUCUUCGGCAGAUGUUUCUAGCUAUGACUGAGGAGGUCCGUGUUAUCAUUGUCAAGUUAGCUGACAGAUUACAUAACAUGCGGACCCUGUCACAUAUGCCUCCACAUAAGCAGGCUAGCAUAGCAAUGGAGACGUUGCAGGUCUUUGCUCCUUUAGCAAAACUGCUGGGAAUGUACCAAAUUAAGUCUGAACUUGAAAAUCUAUCCUUCAUGUACACGAAUGCCCAAGACUUUGCGAAAGCGAAGAGAAGAGUUGAAGAACUCUAUAAAGAACAUGAAAAGGAACUCAUAGAGGCAAAUAAAAUUUUGAUGAAGAAAAUUGAGGAUGAUCAGUUCUUAGACCUUAUGACUGUGAAAACUGAAGUUAAAUCUUCGUGUAAGGAGCCUUAUAGUAUUUAUAAAGCUGUACUCAAAUCUAAAGGUUCAAUAAAUGAAGUCAACCAAAUUGCACAGCUUCGAAUCAUUAUAAAACCAAAGCCAUGCAUCGGAGUUGGGCCUCUAUGUAGUGCACAGCAGAUCUGUUACCAUGUUCUUGGGUUGGUACAUGGAAUUUGGACCCCUAUUCCUCGAGCUAUGAAGGAUUAUAUAGCAACCCCAAAACCUAAUGGCUAUCAGAGUCUUCACACCACUGUAAUUCCAUUUCUUUAUGAGAGCAUGUUUCGGCUGGAAGUUCAGAUAAGAACUGAAGAAAUGGAUCUGAUAGCUGAAAGAGGCAUUGCUGCUCAUUAUAGUGGGAAAGGUCUUGUUACUGGCUUAGUUGGAUACGCAAUGCCUAAUGGUAGAAAUUCAAGAGGGAAAACAGUCUGUCUGAACAAUGCUAACAUCGCCCUCAGGAUUGGCUGGCUCAAUGCAAUCAGAGAGUGGCAAGAGGAGUUUGUUGGGAACAUGAGCUCUAGGGAGUUUGUAGACACAAUCACCAGAGAUCUUUUAGGUAGCCGUGUCUUUGUGUUUACGCCAAGGGGAGAGAUAAAAAAUCUUCCUAAGGGGGCAACUGUCGUCGACUAUGCUUAUAUAAUACACACAGAAAUAGGCAACAAAAUGGUGGCUGCAAAGGUCAAUGGUAAUCUAGUUUCUCCCUCGCAUAUACUUGCAAAUGCUGAAGUUGUGGAGAUAGUAACCUAUAAUGCACUCUCAAGUAAAUCUGCUUUCCAGAGACAUAAGCAAUGGCUGCAACAUGCAAAAACGCGCAGCGCCAGACACAAGAUUAUGAAAUUUUUGAGAGAGCAAGCUGCAUUAUCGGCAAGUGAAAUAACAUCUGAUGCAGUAAAUGGCUUUAUUGCUGAUUCUGUAGAGGAUACUGAACCGGAAGAUCUCUCAGAUUAUUCUAAGGGGAACAAACACACAUGGGAGAAAAUCCUCAUGAAUGUCGUGGAAAUGUCAUCUUCAAUGACCAGAGGGGAAGACGUUUUCGGAUGCCAAAAUGGUAGUAUUCAGGCCCCCAAAGUCAAUGGGAAACAUAACAAGCAUAUCCGGCAAGUGAGUUUGAAUGCCAAAGGAGAGAUGUCAUCGCAGGAAAAUGGUGUCACUAAGAUGAUACUUGCUAACAUUCCAAUAUACAAGGAAGUAUUGCCUGGUCUAGAGAGUUGGCAAGCUGGAAAGAUUGCAUCUUGGCACAACCUUGAAGGGCACUCUAUCCAAUGGUUUGGUGUUGUCUGCGUGGAUCGAAGAGGCAUGAUGGCUGAUAUAACAACAGCAUUGGCAGCUGCAGGCAUAUCAAUUUGUUCUUGUGUGGCAGAAAUUGAUAGAGGGAGGGGAAUGAGCGUAAUCUUGUUUCAUGUUGAAGGGAACCUAGACAGUUUGGUUAUUGCUUGUUCGAGGGUAGAUCUAAUCUUUGGUGUUUUGGGAUGGUCCACGGGGUGCAGCUGGCCAAGCUCAAUGGAUAACCAUGGGGUUCUAGAAUGUUAAUCAGUUUUAGUGGAUCUGGUGACGGAUGUGGAGGAUUGGGUAAGCAGUUUUGUCCUUUGGAAAACUGAGAUCCCAGUCAUAAAAGUAGAUUUUUGUGUAUUUAGUUUCUUAGUUGAUCAUCUAUAUGUUGGACGCUUGUGGCAAGAUAAACCAGCAGCUGCCAAGUUGAACAAGUCAAUAGCCAGGGGAUUGUAUAUAGAAAGAAGAGUAAUAGUUACUGCAGUAUACAUGUAAAAAUACUUGCAAGAAGAUGAGAUUAAAGCAUUUAUGAGAAAGGUUUUACAGAACUAUUUCUACUA